UGCAGGAGGAGUUUGAGUGUGAUGUCAGUUGUAGUAUGAAGUGUUUUUUUUUUAAAUUAGGAAGUUGAUAAAUGUCAUUACAUUAGACAUAUAUAAACCUGCUUUUGUUCUAGAUAUUUCUUUUCUCUUUGUUAGUUGUUUGCACGUAAUAAUCUUGUAUGAACGGUGCGUCUGCGUUUCAGACAGAAACAUCCCUGUUGGAUUGCUGUGGAGGGCUAAAUAACCUGGAUUACAACAAGAUAGACAUGUCAGUGAUGGCAGAAGUCCUCCACUACGUCGAUGUGACAGAUGCUCAAUUUUCUGUAGCUGUUCUUGCCAUUAUUUUCAAUCCAUUCUUCUGGAAUGUCGUGGCCAGAUGGGAACACAGAACCAAGGGUCUCACGAGAGUCUUUGGAUGCCCUUACGCCGCCUGCUACUGUCUGGCUCUUCUCAUCAUUCUGCUUAACGUCUAUCGCAGUCACAGUUUUACCAUGGCUAUGAAUUCACAGCCUAAGGCCGAGCUGAUGGAGAGGUCAGAGAUGUUUUAUGCUGGUGCCAUCCUGGUGUUUAUCGGCUCUGUCUUUGUCCUCAGCAGCUUCUACGCCCUCGGAUUCACCGGAACCUUCUUAGGUGACUAUUUCGGAAUCCUGCAGGAGGAGAAAGUGAAUGGAUUCCCUUUCAACGUCAUGGAAAAUCCAAUGUACUGGGGCAGCACAGCCAUUUACCUUGGACUGGCUUUGAUGCUGACAGUCUCCGAAAUCCUAUCCCUUAUAUGGCCCUGGCGUCUACAACAGCUGAAUUGUUCCAGAAAGCACGAAGCACCUGAGUGAUGCACCAACACAGCCUAUGCACCACAUCUACUUAACAUCUGUGCACAGCCAGAAUACUUGCUUGAAUCGACUGCUUUCUACUCCCGAGAAUACAGGAAGCCACAACCAGUGAAAACUUUCUUUUGGUGCUGUGCUGAGAUAAGCAGCCAGAGAUUACGAAGGAAAUAUCACGCUAUGUUUUUCAGUCGUGCUUGUGAUAAGCACCGUGUGGUUUCAGACUUGAGAACCGAAGCAAGGGGAAAGAUCGAUGCGCGCGCUGGACGUUGCACCGUGAAUUUGCUUGAACUGAUAUAAAAGUCGGCCACAUUCGGGUUGUCAGAGGUCAUUGAACGGCUGGUUUUGACCUUAAAAUGACCUUGUUUCUCUCCUGGCUACUCUUAUUCCUGGAUAAUGCACAGCGACCUACAGAAGCUGCUUAUGACUGCCCAGCUUGACUAAGCACAAGUGCAAAACGUACGGUUACCUCAUGACCUUGUUUCACUCGGCAUGUUAGACUGACAAAACAAGUUGGGAAACUAAAAUUUCAAGGUCAUUUUUUUUUUCUGCUUGUUUGAUUAGGCAGCUAGUCGCACCCCUUGCAAGACCCCAAGGUUCCACUUAAUUUCUUUGUUUAACUCUUGUUGUAUUUAAAAAUUUUAAAUAAUAAUAAUAAUAAUAACCGGGGUUAACAGCAGUUAAAUUACUCAAAAUCAAAUAUAAUGUCAUGUUGUUAAUAAGGUUACUAUUGUACAGUAGGUGAUAAAGAGAGAUGCUAAAUAUUAUUUUUUAUACAUGGAAUAUGUAUCCAUAAUAAUAAUUAUAAUUAUUUGUAACAGCUGAUUAAGAUCAUUGGGUCAAUUAGAUACUAAAGACUAAAACUGCAACUAAAUUACCAUCUUCUGCUUGUCACUUUUCUGAAUUUAUUCUAAGUAAAUAGUUUUACUACUGUAUCUGGUUAUUGUCAGUCUUUUCAAAGGCUCUUAAUGAACAAAUUCUAAUAGAGCUGGAUUCAAAUUCAAGAUGUUGGAAAAGGUCAAGAAGAAGGAUGUAAUCUGCUAAAAUUAUGAGAUUUUUUCCCCUAAUGUGAUCUAAGCAAUUUUUCCCAACUGCUUGUUUUGUGAAGACUAUGCAAGAUAUAAUAACAGUUUUUGUUAUUUCUCAUACUUUUUGGGUCUCUAUUUGAUUCAAUGAACACCUCCUAGGCUGUUUUACAGGCAUUUUUGCAAUAAUUAAGUUAGUGUUAUGUGAAAGGCUCCAUUUUUCUUCCUGUUAAAUUCAGGAAACUGGUCAAUGGGUUUUGAUCGUUCAGUAAUCAUGACAGUGUGGUAGAAAUCAUUUUGACCUUUCUUAUAUUAACAUCUUCCUAACUUUAUCAACUGUAUGUUGAAGACUUGUUGAAUUGUAUUUUACAUAACUUAAAUUCAAGUUCUGCCAGGGUUAUAAAUUACUUAAAUCAAUGUCUAUUCGUAAUAUAUAAUUAUUAUAUUAUAUCUAAAAUAAAGAUACACAUCAGUUUUCAUUGACAUUGGAGUGAUUUCAGAGCCAAAUCCAAGCGUGACAAUUUUACUUUCUUUUUCUUUUUUUCCCUGCAAUUUAACUCCAUGGAAUUCAGCAUGGAUCAAGAUCCACAGUUUAGGUUCUGCAUUUUUACCUGCCAAGAUGCAAGUCAAAUUAACAAAAUAGAUUUUUUUUUACCAGUCAGUAAUCCAGUGCUUUUAAUUCUAACAAUCAAGUCCGAAAUAUUUUUGCUCCAGAGGAAGUUAAUGAUUGCUCAAAUAAAAGUGUGGGCUCAAACCUCA
Messenger RNA from Lepisosteus oculatus (spotted gar), 2587 nucleotides. RefSeq names its product phosphatidylethanolamine N-methyltransferase (gene pemt). Gene Ontology annotation, molecular function: phosphatidylethanolamine N-methyltransferase activity. Gene Ontology annotation, biological process: phosphatidylcholine biosynthetic process. NCBI's taxonomy places the organism in Eukaryota, Metazoa, Chordata, Actinopteri, Semionotiformes, Lepisosteidae. The record is from RefSeq and is a predicted model, not a curated record.